CUGUAGAAGAGGCACCACCAGGAUUCCCCGAUGAACAACCGAAAGGAAGAUAUGGAGAUCGCGUCCCACUACCGGCACCUGCUGCGUGAGCUCAACGAGCAGAGGCAGCACGGAGUGCUGUGCGAUGCCUGUGUCGUCGUGGAGGGCAAGGUCUUCAAGGCCCACAAGAACGUCCUGCUUGGGAGCAGCCGCUACUUCAAGACGCUCUACUGCCAGGUGCAGAAGACGUCUGACCAGGCCACGGUCACCCACCUGGACAUCGUCACUGCCCAGGGCUUCAAGGCCAUCAUUGACUUCAUGUAUUCUGCCCACCUGGCCCUCACCAGCAGGAACGUCAUUGAGGUGAUGUCUGCUGCCAGCUUCCUGCAGAUGACGGACAUCGUGCAGGCCUGCCACGACUUCAUCAAGGCCGCACUGGACAUCAGCAUCAAAUCAGAUGCCUCCGAUGAACUUGCAGAGUUCGAGAUCGGCGCCGCAUCCAGCAGCAGCACGGAAGCACUGAUCUCGGCCGUGAUGGCUGGAAGGAGCAUCUCACCGUGGUUGGCACGGCGCAUGAGUCCCGCCAAUUCUUCCGGAGACUCGGCCAUCGCCAGCUGCCACGAAGGAGGGAGCAGCUACGGGAAGGAGGAUCAGGAGCCCAAGGCCGAUGGCUCUGAUGAUGUUUCUUCACAGUCGCUGUGGCCUGGGGACAUGGGCUACGGGUCUUUGCACAUCAAGGAGGAAAAGAUUUCACCGUCCCACUACGGAGGGGGUGAGCUGCCUUCUGCCAAGGACUGUGCGAUACGGAACUCUUUCUCCGAGCAGGGUGCCACAGACAGCUGGCAGCCCACGGGCCGAAGGAAGAAUCGGAAAAACAAAGAGACUGUCCGGCACAUCACUCAGCAGGUGGAGGACGACAGCCGGGCCGGCUCCCCGGUGCCCUCGUUCCUUCCAGCGCCGGGGUGGCCGUUCAGCAGCCGAGACACAA
This is a messenger RNA of Galeopterus variegatus (Sunda flying lemur), 967 nucleotides long. Its product is annotated as zinc finger and BTB domain-containing protein 46-like. Gene Ontology annotation, molecular function: RNA polymerase II cis-regulatory region sequence-specific DNA binding; protein binding; DNA-binding transcription factor activity, RNA polymerase II-specific. NCBI's taxonomy places the organism in Eukaryota, Metazoa, Chordata, Mammalia, Dermoptera, Cynocephalidae. Gene Ontology annotation, biological process: regulation of transcription by RNA polymerase II. The record is from RefSeq and is a predicted model, not a curated record. The transcript has a single exon. The annotation marks the transcript as partial.